AUGACUGCAAUUAUUGAUGUAGCUAAAAGAUGUUCGGAUAAAAGUGGUCUCAUAAAUAUUAUCCAAUCUUGUUACAAAGCAUGUGAGAACCUUUUUCCUGAAGCUUAUGUUGUGGAUGGAAAGAAGUCCAUUGUUUAUGACAUUACUGGUGCUGGUUUACACAAGGAAUUAGCUUCUGGAAGUAAAUUCUUACUAAUGCACGAAGCAGAUGCUAACUUGAACAAGCUGGGCUUCUAUCAGGCUGGACAAGCAGGAGCGGUUUCUCAUCGUUCAUUGUUAUGCGAAGCCUUUGAUGGUUUUUCAGAAUCUUCGAAAACUACAGGCAUGUACGAAUUUUCAAUCGAAAAUGCUCGUUUAUCAUUCUUGGGUGCAUGUACUGGCGGCUCUUUCCACUUACUUUUAGCUCGAUACUCGUUAUAUAAAAUAUCUGAUGGUUGUGACAAUCGUUUUUUGUACCAUUUUGUGGAAAACAAUUUAAUAGCCUACGAUUUGAUUAAGAAACCAGAUCAAUUCUUACCAUCUAUGCAACAAAUAUUUGUUGUCAUUCAUUUAAUGGGAAAAAUAUCAUACUCCUUUGUGAAUUCGCUGGGGAACGAUGAGCCACAGAGAUUCUACGCUACAAAAGGGAAAUAUUAUAUCGGUGAAGGACAACGAUUAUUUAGAGAUCGCCAUAUGAUGCCUUAUAGCGAUUGCCGGGAAAUUGUUGGGAAAUUGAGAUGGACCUUCUAUUAUGGAUGUCCGUAA
Messenger RNA from Adineta ricciae, 744 nucleotides. NCBI's taxonomy places the organism in Eukaryota, Metazoa, Rotifera, Eurotatoria, Adinetida, Adinetidae. The record is from the annotation of a GenBank genome assembly.